UCCAGUGGGGAGAUUUAGUUUUGAUAUUAGUAGUUUGUAAUAGUGUCCACAUGGAGGCAUUAUAGACCGUCACUUUGUGCUCGCGGUUCAUAAUCUGCAGCUCCUCCCAGAUUCACCGGAUGAAUAUUUCUCAGGCGAUCAAGACAAAGAAACGAGACGAGGCAGUGAGAAAGACGCACGGGGAAUCAUGUGUGCUGCGUUUGAACUCAUCGAUUCUCAUUUUUGAAAGGAUCUGGUUUCUUUGUUCAAUGUGGAUGGAUGGAAUUAUGCUUCUCCCGGACAGAUCGAGCGCUUUGUGGAUUUAUUGUGCCGUUGCUCUGCUGGGUUGUUUCUGGGAAGCGGUUUCUGCUCAGCUGUCUUACUCCGUUUCAGAGGAGGCGAAUCUGGGGACUGUUGUUGGAAAUGUCGCAAAAGAUUUGAACCUAAACGUGCAGGAUUUGCAGUCCCGCAUGUUCCAGAUCGUUGCGGGAUCAAAGAGAAAGUACUUCGAGGUAAAUCUAAAGACUGGUGCGCUCUACGUGAGCGAGAGAAUAGACAGAGAGGAGCUCUGCGGCCAUGAAGCGAAGUGUUCAAUUACGGUAGAAGCGGUGAUUAAUAAUCCUCUCAAACUGUACCGCAUUGAAAUCACAGUAUUAGAUGUAAAUGAUAAUUCUCCUGUGUUUCAAAGCGAAUCUCAACGGAUCAACAUUAGUGAAAACACAUCAGCAGGGAAAAGAUUUCCACUGCAUUCAGCUGACGAUGCAGACUAUGAAAGAAAUUCAGUGACUGCCUACAAACUGAGCCCGAAUGAAUAUUUUUCUCUUGUAACGCAAAAGGGGGAGAAGGCCGUCCCUGAACUGGUUCUUCAAAAAUCUUUAGACCGAGAAAAGGAAUCAGUGAUUCAUCUUACAUUGACCGCCAUAGACGGUGGAACCCCUCCUAAGUCUGGAAUGAUAUCCGUAAUCGUCACUGUUCUGGACAUCAAUGAUAAUGCUCCUGUUUUUAGUCAAUCGCUGUACAAAGCCACUGUACAGGAAAAUGCUAAAAUUGGUACAACAAUAAUACAAUUAAAUGCAACUGAUUUGGAUUCGGGGCUUAAUGGAGAGGUUUUAUAUUCAUUUAGUGAAGUAGGUCGAGGGAAACAAGCUAAAAUAUUUCACAUAGAUGAAAAAAGUGGUAUUGUUACAAUUAAAAAAAACAUAGACUUUGAAGAGAACAGUGCUUUUGAGAUUCGAGUUCAAGCCAGUGAUCAUGCUCUUUCACCAAUGACCUCUGAUGCAAAAUUAUUAAUAGAAGUUGUAGAUGUAAAUGACAAUGCUCCAGAAAUUUCUGUCACUUCACUUUUAAACUCUGUCAAAGAGGAUGUAAGCAUUGGUACUGCUAUUGCUCUCGUGUCUGUGUUUGACAAAGAUAGUGGAAAAAACGGGAUGAUCACUUGUAAAAUCUCCAACGACGUCCCAUUUAAAUUAGAAAACAAUUAUAAAAACUACUACUCCUUAGUCGUGGACGGUGAGCUCGACAGAGAGACCGCUCCUCAAUACAAUAUAAGCAUCACUGCUGCAGAUGAAGGGAGACCUCCUCUGUCCAGCACGAGUGUGAUUCAUGUUCAAGUUUCAGACAUAAACGACAACAGACCUCUGUUUACAGAAAACACGAUAAACAUAUUUAUGAAGGAAAACAGUCCAUCAGGAACUGUUUUAAAAACUGUGUCAGCAGUUGAUGCAGACAUUGAUCAAAAUGGACGAGUGACCUAUUCUCUUUUACAUGACAACAGUAACUCAAUGCCACUGUCGACUAUGAUAAAUAUCAGGUCAGAAACAGGAGAAAUAAUCAGCCUUCAGUCUUUUGAUUAUGAGAAGCUGAAAACGUUCCAGUUCAAAGUUCAGGCCACAGACUCUGGUGUUCCUCCGCUCAGCAGCAACGUGACUGUGAACGUUUUUGUUCUGGAUGAAAAUGACAACAGUCCCUCCAUUCUUGCUCCUUACUCUGAGCACGGCUCCGUUAACAGCGAGAACAUCCCAUAUUCUGCUGAAGCGGGAUACUUUGUGGCAAAGAUCAGGGCUGUGGACGCAGACUCUGGAUACAAUGCUCUGCUUUCUUAUCACCUGUCUGAGCCCAAAGGAAACAACCUGUUCCGGAUGGGAACCAGCAGCGGGGAGAUCAGGACUAAGAGGAGAAUGAGCGACAAUGACCUGAAAAGUCACCCCUUGCUGGUGCUGGUUUGUGAUCAUGGAGAACCUUCUCUGUCAGCUACUGUGUCCAUUGAGGUGGUGGUUCUGGAAAGCAGCGCUGACAUGCAGACUCCAUUCAGACACGUGCCUCUAAAGGAGGACAGCUUCUCGGAUUUGAACCUGUACCUGCUGAUCGCCAUAGUGUCGGUGUCCGUCAUCUUUCUGCUGAGUCUCAUCAGUUUGAUGGCUGUCAGAUGCCACAGGACAGACGCAAGUUUCAGCAGGUACAGCGCUCCAAUGAUCACCACCCACCCUGACGGGAGCUGGUCUUACUCCAAAGCUACUCAGCAGUACGACGUGUGUUUCAGUUCGGAUACUCUCAAGAGUGACGUGGUGGUUUUCCCCGCACCGUUUCCUCCUGUAGAUGCAGAACUGAUCAGUAUAAACGGAGCAGACACUUUUACCAGAACUCAGACUUUACCCAACUCAGAGAAGGUAAGAACAUCACUUAUAUUUAUUCUUAUUUUAUUUAGAGACCUCAGAGUACAGCUGCUACUCUUUCACAUCCAGAGGAGCCAAUUCAGUUGGCUCAGUCAUCUGAUUCUGCUGUCUUCCUGGGGAGGGAAUCCACCCAGUGGGACAUGACUGGAAGUUGUUUCGGGCAUGUGCUACUGGGCGGAGACCUGAGAAUAGACCCAGGCUGGCCUGGGAAGGUAUUGAGGUGCCCUAGAGGAGCUGGAGGAAGUAGAUUGUAGAGGGAAGUCUUGUCAUCUUUGCUUAGAUUACUACCCCUAGAACCCUAUCCCAGAUGAACAGAAGAAAAUAAAUGGAUGGAUAGAGUAAAAACACAUCUUUUACAACUAAUUUUCAAUCCCAUAAAAAAAAA
Molecule: messenger RNA, 3036 nt
Organism: Oryzias melastigma (Indian medaka)
Lineage: Eukaryota; Metazoa; Chordata; Actinopteri; Beloniformes; Adrianichthyidae
Product: protocadherin alpha-10-like
Exons: 1
Coding region: 120-2795 (891 amino acids)
Biological process (GO): homophilic cell-cell adhesion
Cellular component (GO): plasma membrane
Molecular function (GO): calcium ion binding
Source: RefSeq, a predicted model, not a curated record